AUGGAGCUGAACGUGUUCACCUGUGUCACGACUGUGAUUAUAACAUCGACUGCCUUGGUCGACGUUAUAAAUGCAAACCCAACGUACUACGUAAAACCUAUCGAAGAAGAGAACGACUACGCCCAGGUUUUGGAGCUUUCGCUUUUAUUCUACGAAGCACAACGGUCGGGAAAACUGCCAAAGAACAAUCGGAUUCAAUGGAGAGGGGAUUCGGCACUGGAUGAUCACGGUUUAAAUGGCGAAGAUCUGACUGGUGGCUAUUAUGACGCUGGUGACUUUGUAAAGUUCGGGUUUACAAUGGCUUCGACGACGACGCUUUUAGCUUGGGGCGCGGUUAGUUGGCCAGAGGCAUACGACGCGGCAGGACAACUCGAGAAACUUCGCGAUGCCGUGAAAUGGGCCACGGACUAUUUUAUCAAGUGUCACGUGAGCGAAUACGUGUUUUACGGGCAGGUUGGUGAUUUCUCUCUCGAUCAUACCUUCUGGGGGAGACCGGAAGAACUGAACACUACUAGGCCUGCGUACAAGAUCGAUCCCGAACAUCCUGGGUCCGAUUUGGCAGGAGAAACAGCAGCCGCGCUCGCAGCUUCGAGUAUUGUGUUCCGUGACCACGAACCCGAAUACAGUGCCCGAUGUUUAAAACACGCGAAGGAAUUGUACAGAUUCGCGACCAGAUAUCGAGGACUUUAUCACGAGGCGAUUCGCGGGGCCGCUCAAUAUUACGAGAGCACCGACUACGGCGAUGAACUGGCAUGGGCGGCUGCCUGGCUUUUCAAGGCGACCAACGAUACGAUGUAUCUCGAGGAUUCCGAGCAUCAUUAUCAGCAUUUCCAUCUCAAAGAGAGACCGAAUGAAUUUUUCUACAAUACGAAAGUCGCUGGCGUUCAGGUACUAUUGGCUCAAUUGACGGGGCAGCCGGAAUAUCAGAAUGCGGCUCGUGCUUUUUGCGAUUUCUCGGUGCGCCAACAAAAACGCACGCCGAAGGGCUUGCUCUAUAUCGACAAAUUCGGCACCUUGUGCCACGCCGCAAACGUGGCGUUCGUUUGCCUGGAAGCGGCUGACUCGCCCGGUAUCGGGAAUCCCCAGGAAUAUCGGGAAUUUGCCGAGCAACAAAUUUAUUAUAUGUUGGGCGGUGGCGGAAGGAGUUACGUGAUCGGAUGGGGUCGAAAUCCCCCGAAACAGCCGCAUCACGCGGCCUCGUCAUGCCCCGACAGACCGGCGGCCUGCGGUUGGUCCGAGUUCGACAAAGACGCGCCGAAUCCUCAAAUUUUGUAUGGAGCCUUGGUCUCCGGACCCGACGAAGCCGACAAAUUCCAUGAUCAUCGAGAAGACUACGUGUACACCGAAGUCACGUUGGAUUAUAACGGUGGCUUCACGGGCGCGCUCGCUGGACUCUUGCAAUUACGGAUGAAAAGCAUAACGUAA
This is a messenger RNA of Dufourea novaeangliae, 1425 nucleotides long. RefSeq names its product endoglucanase E-4-like. The transcript has 6 exons. NCBI's taxonomy places the organism in Eukaryota, Metazoa, Arthropoda, Insecta, Hymenoptera, Halictidae. Gene Ontology annotation, biological process: carbohydrate metabolic process. Bases 1 to 1425 code for a protein of 474 amino acids. Gene Ontology annotation, molecular function: hydrolase activity, hydrolyzing O-glycosyl compounds. The record is from RefSeq and is a predicted model, not a curated record.